AAGUUCAUCAAAGAUGUUAUUAACUAUGAUGAGGCAUCAUUUGUAUCUAUUUUAGAUAUUAAGACCUGCUGUGGGAGUCAGUGUUCUGGUAAUCAUGUUAUAAAACAAGAAGAUUACUUUAUAGAAGUUAGAAAUUCCCCAAAACUAAACAGUGGUAUAUAUGGAGAAUCAACUUUAAAUGGAAAUAACCUAAACAAAUUUAAUAUACCUCAGUGUAAUGGUAAAACAUAUAGUUGUGUAAUCAGUGGAAAAGAAUUUGGAACAGUGGAUAACCUAACACAAGAACAGAGGAUACAAUCUGGAGAGAAACCGUAUCAUUUUACAGUUUAUUUAAAACACUUUGGUUCAAAGAGUAACUUCAAAUCACACCAAGGAAUACACACGAGUGAAAAACCUUACAGUUGUACAGUUUGUGGAAAACAAUUUAGAAGAAACGGUGAUUUAAAAGAACAUCAAAGAAUACACACUGGGGAGAAACCUUACAGUUGUUCAGUGUGUGGAAAACACUUUGGUACAAAGGGUACCUUAAAAUCACAUCAAGGAAUCCACACCGGUGAAAAACCUUACAGUUGUACAGUUUGUGGAAAACAAUUUAGAAGAAACAGUGAUGUAAAAGAACAUCAAAGAAUACACAGUGGGGAGAAACCUUACAGUUGUUCAGUAUGUGAAAAACAAUUUAGAACAAAUAGUGAAUUAAGAGGGCAUGAAAGAAGACAUAUUAUGGAAAAGCCUUACAGUUGUUCAGUAUGUGAAAAACAAUUUGAAACAAUGAGUAUUUUCAAAAUACAUCUAAGAAUGCACACAGGGGAGAAACCAUACAGUUGUUUAGUGUGUGGAAAAUACUUUGGUACAAAGAGUACCUUAAAAUCACAUCAAGGAAUUCACACGGGUGAAAAACCUUACAGUUGUACAAUUUGUGGAAAACAAUUUAGAAGAAACGGUGAUUUAAAAGAACAUCAAAGAAUACACACUGGUGAGAAACCCUACAGUUGUUUAGUGUGUGGCAAACACUUUGGUGCAAAGAGUACCUUAAAAUACAUCAAGGAAUACACACGGGUGAAAAACCUUACAGUUGUACAGUUUGUGGAAAACAAUUUAGAAGAAACAGUGUUUUAAAAGAUCAUCAAAGAAUACACACUGGUGAGAAACCUUACAGUUGUGCAAUAUGUGGUAAACAUUUUUC
This is a messenger RNA of Limulus polyphemus (Atlantic horseshoe crab), 1183 nucleotides long. Its product is annotated as gastrula zinc finger protein xLCGF3.1-like. NCBI's taxonomy places the organism in Eukaryota, Metazoa, Arthropoda, Merostomata, Xiphosura, Limulidae. Gene Ontology annotation, biological process: regulation of transcription by RNA polymerase II. The record is from RefSeq and is a predicted model, not a curated record. Gene Ontology annotation, molecular function: RNA polymerase II cis-regulatory region sequence-specific DNA binding; DNA-binding transcription activator activity, RNA polymerase II-specific. Gene Ontology annotation, cellular component: nucleus. The transcript has 2 exons. The annotation marks the transcript as partial.